CGGUAAUGCACACCAGAAGGUUGCUUGUCAAACGCCAUUAAAGAAAAGAAGAGGAAGAAGAAAUAGAAGGCACGCGACCUGGCCACGCCCCCUCGUUUCUCGACACACUUGCAGCUUUGAUGAUGAAUAAUCAACAGGUGGUGAAUAUAGAGCGCUUGCAGGCGCUGGAAACAUGGCUAAAAAGCACCGGCAUUAAGAUCAGACAAGUAAAUGGCCAGAGGAAAUAUGGCGGACCACCUAAGGAGUGGGAUGGUCCGACACCAGGACCUAACUGCGAGGUGUUCAUCAGUCACAUCCCUCGUGACACCUUUGAGAACCUGCUCAUCCCCCUCUUCAGCGCGGUGGGUCCGCUGUGGGAGUUUCGCUUGAUGAUGAACUUCAGCGGGCAUAACCGUGGAUUUGCCUACGCCAAAUACGCCUCAGCGGACGUAGCCAAAGAUGCAAUAAUGCAACUUCAUGGCCACGAGCUGCAGCCUGGUGUGCAAAUUAGCGUGUGCAGGAGCACCGAGAAGAAGCAUCUCUGCAUCACAAACCUGCCAACAAACACCAAGCCAGACCGCCUUCUUCAGGUGCUGCGUGGGCUGUCAGAAGGAGUAGAGAGACUUUCCCUCACAGCAGGACCAGGAAUAGAUGGCGUUUCUGCUCAAGUCUGUUUCUCUUCUCAUCACAAUGCUUCUAUGGCCAAGAGGAUGCUCGCAGAAGCGUUCCAGCAGCGGUACAAUUUGAGGAUUUCUGUCAUGUGGAUGAUGCACAUGAGAGGCUCAGAUGAUUCCAGUUUUGUGGUGUCACAACCAAACCUUGCAAGCAGCAUUGUAAAAGCCCCACCCAACUUAGCCCCGCCUCCUGGCCUGCAAUGCCCUUUGCCCAUCCCCUCUGAUUUCUGCAGAGCUGUGGGAGGACCCAUUGAUCCAAAAUCAGAGUGUGUAAAGCAUGUGCCCAUCUUGCCAGCGUCUCCACUGACGCUCCUGCAGAAGUUGCAUUUCGGAUAUCCGCACUUUGAGUUUCAGUGCAGCCACGCAGGACCUGAAGGAGUCAUUCACUUCACCUACAAAGUGUGCCUCCCAGGUGCAGGCUUCAUCUUCACAGGGCGGGUCGGGAUUCUGGCUGGACCCACGGCCGCUACCACCCUGAAGGUAGCAAAGGAAGCUGCAGCUCUUCAAGUCCUGAAGGCUAUGCAGUCUGCUGGCUUCCAACUUUAGUGUCAUUUCUCGCUUUCUGCUUCUUUUAGAUUACAACUAUUAUACUCUGUUUGCUUUGUAAUAUUUUUAUACCAUGUUUGUUUUAUAUUGUUCUAGUGUGAUUUGAUGUGUAUAUUGUUCUUCUACUCUGUGUGCGUUAUCUUUUACCAUGUUUUAUAUUCUUCUAGCGUGAUUUGACGUGUUUGGUAUUGUUCUUUUACUAUGCAUGCUUUUUAAUAUUGGUAAACAAUGCAUGUUUUCUAUUUUA
This is a messenger RNA of Nerophis ophidion (straightnose pipefish), 1446 nucleotides long. RefSeq names its product DND microRNA-mediated repression inhibitor 1 (gene dnd1). Gene Ontology annotation, cellular component: cytoplasm; nucleus. The transcript has 5 exons. Gene Ontology annotation, molecular function: mRNA binding. The record is from RefSeq and is a predicted model, not a curated record. NCBI's taxonomy places the organism in Eukaryota, Metazoa, Chordata, Actinopteri, Syngnathiformes, Syngnathidae. The coding region runs from base 120 to 1199 and encodes 359 amino acids. Gene Ontology annotation, biological process: negative regulation of miRNA-mediated gene silencing; mRNA stabilization.